CACACAAAAAUAUCAGCGUUCUCUCUCUGUCUCCCAUGGCGUCUAAGAAGGGCGGAAAGCGCCUCUCUCUCACCAGAUCGAGCAGCAGCGACAACGAUGGCAUUCUAUCUAGGGUUUCGAGCGCAGUAUUGCAGUCUCCGAUCGUCUACAGGGGCAAACAGGCGGCUUCGGACGCGUCCUACGUGACGAAGCGCCUCCUGAAGAGCACCGGCAAGGCGGCGUGGAUCGCCGGAACCACCUUCCUCAUCCUCGUCGUCCCUCUCAUCAUCGAGAUGGACCGCGAGCAACAGCUCAACGAGCUCGAGAUGCAACAAGCCAGCCUCCUCGGCACCCCCUCUCAGAAGUAAACUGUUUUUUGGAUCAAUGAGAGCAUACAGGUAAGGUCUUGAUGGGAUUCCUAGGCUUAGGGUUAGUGUUUUUUAUAUGAAUUUUGAUGUUGUUAUGGAUUGUUUUGGAUUUCUAUGUGGUUCAAUUUGAUAAUUAGGGUUUUACGCUCUAUUGGGAAUUUUUGGGGUUGUUUCAGUUAAUGACUAUACUAAAAUUUAAAGCGUAUUACCAUUUUACAUUGGUUUAUAUGAUAAUGCACUUGUAUUUGUGUAGA
Molecule: messenger RNA, 601 nt
Organism: Camellia sinensis
Lineage: Eukaryota; Viridiplantae; Streptophyta; Magnoliopsida; Ericales; Theaceae
Source: RefSeq, a predicted model, not a curated record